This is a messenger RNA of Anisakis simplex (herring worm), 4170 nucleotides long. The record is from the annotation of a GenBank genome assembly. Lineage: Eukaryota; Metazoa; Nematoda; Chromadorea; Rhabditida; Anisakidae.
GUGCUACUGGUGGGAAUCAUGUUUAAAAAUGUGCCGUUUAUGGCUGAGUCGGUGUUGAUUGAUAAGGAGACGGGGGAUAUAUUGAGGUUGGCGGCGUUGAGUGUGGUCGUGGUGCGUGCCGCGAUGGGUUUCGAUCUGGGAUUGUUUAAGAAAUCGAAUGUUCGUCACGGUGUUGGAUCACAUUUCUGUGAUAUUUUUAUAUCUUCGAUCCCCAUCGACAAUUUACUAUGCAUUCUUGCGUUUAGUGUAUCGAUUUCGGUCGUUUUCGCUGUAAAUAUUCCUUCUCAAAUUGGAAUAAUAUUCGCGCAGCUGGCCAUUGGAACGAUUGUUGGUAUUACAGCAGGUGUAACGAUGUGGUUAUUCCCGAAAUGCGAUGGUCACUACAGUCAUUUUCUGCGUUUCUUGCUCAUAAUGAACAUGUCGUUCGCAUCGUUAUUUGCAUCGAACACGUUGCAUUGCCUGCCAGCGGGCAUUGUGGCCAGCAUUCUACUGACAGUCAUCUCGGCAUUGAGAUGGCGUAUUGAUAACCGUUCGAAAACGAUCAAAGAAGAGCGAGCAUUUGCAGUACUAUUUGAUUUGUUCGCAGUGCCCAUCUUGUUCGGAUUGAUUGGAUAUGACUUCGGCAUUGCUCAGUUGGAUAUGAGAAUGGUGCUGGAAGGGUUUGCGAUCGCAGGUAUUGGAAUGUUGGUACGAACAGUAAUAGCGUUUAUUCUGUCCUUUUUUGCUGGAUUAUCGUUAACUGAACAAGCACUAAUCAGCGUGAUUCUGGUCUCGAAGGCAACUAUUCAGGCCGUACUCUCUCCGUACAUAGUUGACGCAUGUAGUGAACGAACGGAAUGUGACGAUCGGACGGCCGUCAUGAUGCGAACCGUUUGCGUGUUUGCGAUUAUAAUCACGGCACCGUUAGGUAAGUCGUGUGAGAAGUGGCGAACUCGUGUUCAUAAAGAUGAGCAAUUAUCGAAGCUAACCUCAUCGCUAACCCCAACGAGACUUCGUCUAAUGAACGAGCCGAGUGGUGUACACCAUAAUAAUAACAAUAAUAAUGAUCUAAUUGAUAUCACAAAAGGUCUGGAUGACUUCUACGGCGGCUCGAAGCCGUUAACUGAUCGCGAGAAUAAUUCAGUAUUAUUAACAGCAUCACCUCAGCUAUUAUCUGAUGGUAACAAUAAGAAAUACAGACUGAAAACACCGAAUCGGGCGCGAGCACCUGCGCAGCGUCGCGGUCAUCAUCACAGAGACAAGCGAAGAGUCGAGUCAUCUAAACGAAGAGAUGAGCUCAGCAAAUUGAUCAAGUUCUCAGCACCACAGAUAUUGAUAGAUGAAUAUGGAGAGGAUGAUUCGAAGGAUAAUUUCGAUGUGGAUGAUUUGAUUUUAGCGAAUGGUAAUAAUAACGAGAACGAUAUGGAUAAUAGUGCAAUUGCGCCGAGUGCGAUUAAGGGUUUACAAUCAAAAUUGGACUAUACAAAAGUGAAACUGAAUAGAAUUGAGUAUAAACGAGUGUACCCUGAAGUGAUGCUUAUUCGGAUUAAAGGUGAGAAGCACGUAGACGUACGUUUGGUUGCACCGAAAAUCACAUCGCUGCAUCAUUACGCAGUUUUCGUCCUAAUUAAACCGGAUCGUUUGUUUUUAUUCAAUGGUAAACACGCGAAUCUGAUGGAGAAAUCAAUGGGUAUGCAAUUUGUGAAUAAUAUAAUAAGUAAGAACGGCGAAUUGGGAUGUAAAGCGAAGCGAGUUGAAGAGAUGCGGAGUGAUGCGUUGUUGAGUGAUGGUGCUGACUUUUGGAAGAUAUUGACAACGGAUACUGAUAAUGAGGCAACGAGUUUAUCGGAUUCGAUUGAGAGCAACGCUGAGGAGCUGUUGAAUUUGAUGGGAGAAUAUCGCGAUGAACCGUUCGAGAACUUAAUUGCGUCCGAGGUGAAUAUUGUCUUCAGAAUCGAUCAGAACUCAAUGAUAGCCGAGAUUGUGUCCUGCUUGAAGAUACCUGAUUAUCGUUUACUGCAACCCGAUGCUAACUUUAUAUUUGAUUUCGGCUCCGAAAUCUAUGUAUGGUAUGGAAGAAGCGCGAAUCGUAACGGAACACGCCAGGCAGUGCUUUACGCGAAGGAAUUGUUAAAUGGGAAUGUGGCACAUCUGAGCACAAAUUCACGGGCAUUAUUCGGUGAGCAUUUCAAAACGGAACGACGACCGAAAUGGUGCAGUUUGGUGAAGUUAUCACAAGGACUGAGCGAUAUUCUGUUCGAGAGUAAGUUCGUAAACUGGAAGAGGAGUGCGAAGAAGGGUACGGCGCUGAUCAGACAACCUGCGAAACAUAUCAGUAAUAUUCAUGCGAUUAACUGCAGCAGCAAUCAAUCGAAUGACGAACAGAUAUCGUAUGCACUGGGAAGUAAAUUAGCUGAGAAUAGAUCAAAAGAAUCGGUGUUAUUAGUGGAUGGCGAUGAGAUCGAACGAAUCGCGAGCAAUGUGUUCACGGAGGGCUUGAAGGUUUGGGUGUUGAACAGUGAAUUGGGUGCUGCGAAUGAAGUGAAUGAUGAACUCAUUCAAUUAUGGCCUUGUGCUGAUGAUGCAUCGAUCAAUAAUUAUGCGAUCAAUAAGUGCUGUGUAUUUUAUGAGAACAUGUGCUAUAUCAUCAAAUGGGAUUUCAGAAUUGAACGCAAAAAUGUUCAUAAGUUAGAUGGGACGAAACGAAACGUGAAAACGGGUCGCUCUCGACGAGUUUACUUCUUCUGGUUGGGCUUGCAAACAACCAAGAAACAACAGGGAUUGUGCGCAUUAGCGCUGAGAAAUAUCGAUAAAGAACGUGUUCAACACGAGCGUAUUGUGCAGAACGAAGAACCGUACGCAUUUGUGCAGUUGUUUCGUGGUAAUUUAAUUAUAAGGGGGUGCUACGAUACUAGCAAUGCCAACAGUAGUGUACGUGCACUUGCAAAUAACGGUCUAAAUGAGGAUAUAACUGCGCAUUUGAAUAUUGCAAGCAGUGAAGAUGGCGGCAAUGCAUCUGGGCACGAUAUUGGAUUGUUUGUCUUAAUCGGAUCAACGCAACCUGACGAAUAUCGAUUGAUUGAAUUGAAUACCGAUAAUAAUAAUAAUAUUAACAAUAAUUGUAAUAAUAAGAAGUACGCGAUAUUGCGAUCGCAUGCAGUUUACGUGAUCAUAUCAUGGCGAACCAAUGAGAUCUUCAUAUGGUAUGGACGAGAGAGUUUAUUUGUAUGGCGUGAGGCAGCAUUGAGGGUGGUGAGUAAUAUUGUGGCUGCAAGUAAUGAAGUAGAAGAUGGUGAAAGUGAACAUAAUGCAGAUUGUGCUAACAAUAAUUAUGGGUUUAAUUUGAAGUUUAGCGAUGGCAAGGAAGAGAUAAAAAUUAUUGAAUUGGAUCAGAAUGAACCGAAUGAAAAAGUCUUGAAUUGUUUGAAAAAUUCUCGGCUCAAUAUCGAGUAUUUUGAUGGCUGCUGCUCAUCAUCAUGCAGCGAUGGCACUUAUUCUUCAUCUUCUGAUAACACCACUGAUAAUAGUGAUAAGAAUGGUGGUGAUACGAGUGAUAAUGAUACGAAGCAAGAGAAUUGUGAUAUUGAACUUGCGGUUAUUUCAGCAAAAAAUUGGAAACAGCCACCACGUUUGAUUCGUUUAUUCGAUUACGAUGGUGACUACGUGCCGUGCCAACAGUGGGAUACUCAAAUGCCGUUCACGUUCCAUCAGUAUCAUUUAAGAGAUACAAUGCUUGUGGAUCAGGGCACAAUUUUAUGGGUAUGGAGCGAACGGGUGGUGAGUACGCAUUCGCUUCGCGUAGCGAAAUCCUAUUGGCAAUCGUGCCAACACGAUUCGGCAGCACCUAUCUAUGUGAUCUGCAAGCGAUACGAGCCGAUCGAGUUCAAGGCGUUGUUUUGUGAGUGGAAUGAUUUUGAUUGUGCGAAUGAUAAUACAGACGACGACGACGACGAGGGGGAAGUAAAAUUUGAGAUGUGUGAACUAGAUAAAUUGUUAGCAGAACGUACCAAGUAUUUCACAGUGGAUGAAUUGAGAAGACGCGAUUUGCCGUCGGGUAUCGACCUGAAGCAUUUGGAGGAGUAUCUGAACGAGACGGACUUCGUGAGUGUGUUCUGCAUGCAGCGAUCGCAGUUCUAUGCAUUGCCUGCCUGGAAACAGAUACAACUCCGAAAGCAGAAUGAUCUGUUUUGA